CAUCCAGUGGGUCGAGGCAUGUGCAGGCUUGUGGCUGUUAGAGCGGUCCCCUUCCCCCGCCCAGCGACGAUUGAGCUCCCUGUUGCAGCCAUACACGGACACCAAUCAAUGCCCCGCAAACCCAACUUCGCCUGGACCGCCUUUAUAGAAAGCAUUCAUCCUCCUCUGAUAACGUGAGCCUUUCCUCCCCUAUCUAUCUUCGACAAUUGCCAUCCCUCCCAGCAGCACACGUACAAUUACUGUCCACCAUGUCAAUCCAAAUCCCCGACACCCCCAUCCAGGCCGAGGGCUUCUACUCGAUACCCCCCGAGUACGAGGCGGCGCUCAAGGAAGCGCAGACCCUGCUCGCCGCCCAACUCGACCCCGCCGCUGAGGCUGACUGGACCGACGCCGGCGUCAACGCGGAUGUGCAGCUUCACAGGAAAGACAACCCGGACGAUGCACACGACAUCCCCUGGGUCAAAGGCGUCACCACGGUCGAGGGCGCCACGCCUGAAGAGGUGCUGGCAACCAUUCAGCUGCCCAACAUGCGGAAAAAGUGGGACCCGCGCUUCGAGCUUGGCAAACCAAUCCAACGCUACGGCCCGCAGAGCUAUCUGUUCUACUCUGUCAUGAAGUCGCCUUCCUACUUUAUCUGGGCGCGCGACAUUGGUGGCGUGCAGCGCAACGUGUACGGCUCGCCUUCUGCAGGCGACAUUACCAUCUUGCAAAAGUCCGUCGACAAUCAGGAGCUUCUGCCGGACGCCGGCUCAUACGCAAAGAGCCGGACGCGCGCGACGGUUGAGCUGUCCGCGUGGGUGCUGCGCGCCAAGGGCGCCGACACAGAGGUAACGUACAUUGUCAAGAUCCACCUCAACGGCUUGAUCCCCACAAGUGUCGUCUCGCUCAUUUCGACCGAGACGCCGAUGUGCGUCGGCCGCGUGCGCGACACCUUUUACACGACUGGCUUUGCACCCUACGAUGUGCAUAAUACUAUCGGCAGCGAGAGGAAGACUAUAAACGCGACGGCUGAGUUCGAGGACGGCGACGGUUCGGUGGUCACCGGCGGCGAGCGCGUGUGGACUGGCUUCUACUUAAGCAAGGGAGAGGACGCGUUCACGAUCCGAUACGACAAGAAGCGCAUGUACCCUGACGGCGUCCAGGUCGUCGUGCAAGGCGACGCCAAGGCGGACGUUAGCGCGCAGGUCGACGGUGACGAGCUCGUCAAGGUCGACGUCAAGCCCGGCAGCGAGGGCAAGACUUUCCAGGUGGUAAUCACCCCCAAAUAGGAGAGAAGAGGGAUAGCAAAGAAAUCAUGAAAAGUAUAGAACGCCACAUGUGGCGAUACCGGCGGCUUUGGCAGUGUGUGCGCUCUUGUAUCUUGAAUGUUUCCGUAUCUAUGAGAUGUAAUGACACACUUGCAAAUACUUUGUUUCCA
Messenger RNA from Tilletiaria anomala UBC 951, 1417 nucleotides. RefSeq names its product Bet v1-like protein. The transcript is spliced from 2 exons. NCBI's taxonomy places the organism in Eukaryota, Fungi, Basidiomycota, Exobasidiomycetes, Georgefischeriales, Tilletiariaceae. Gene Ontology annotation, molecular function: lipid binding. Bases 249 to 1268 code for a protein of 339 amino acids. The record is from RefSeq and is a predicted model, not a curated record.